This is a messenger RNA of Psammomys obesus (fat sand rat), 1831 nucleotides long. RefSeq names its product sulfatase modifying factor 1 (gene Sumf1). Gene Ontology annotation, cellular component: endoplasmic reticulum. Lineage: Eukaryota; Metazoa; Chordata; Mammalia; Rodentia; Muridae. The record is from RefSeq and is a predicted model, not a curated record. The transcript has 8 exons. Bases 13 to 867 code for a protein of 284 amino acids.
CUUUUCACUCAGAUGGUCCUCAUCCCCGCUGGAGUAUUUACAAUGGGCACCGAUGAUCCUCAGAUCAAGCAGGAUGGAGAAGCCCCUGCCAGGAGAGUCACUAUUGGUGCCUUUUACAUGGAUGCCUAUGAAGUCAGCAACGCUGACUUUGAGAAGUUUGUGAACUCAACUGGCUAUCAGACAGAGGCUGAGAAGUUUGGAGACUCUUUCGUCUUUGAAGGCAUGUUGAGUGAGCAAGUGAAGGCACAAAUCCACCAGGCAGUUGCAGCUGCUCCAUGGUGGUUACCUGUCAAGGGCGCUAACUGGAGACACCCGGAGGGCCCGGACUCCACUAUUCUGCACAGGCCAAACCAUCCGGUUCUGCAUGUCUCCUGGAAUGAUGCUGUUGCCUACUGCACGUGGGCAGGGAAGAGGCUGCCCACAGAGGCAGAGUGGGAGUACAGCUGUAGAGGAGGCCUGCAGAACAGGCUUUUCCCCUGGGGCAACAAACUGCAGCCCAAAGGCCAGCAUUAUGCCAACAUUUGGCAGGGCGAGUUUCCUGUGACCAACACUGGGGAGGAUGGCUUCCAAGGAACUGCACCCGUUGAUGCCUUUCCUCCCAAUGGCUAUGGCUUGUACAACAUAGUGGGGAACGCAUGGGAGUGGACCUCAGACUGGUGGGCGGUUCACCAUUCUGCUGAGGAAACCGUCAACCCAAAAGGCCCCACUUCUGGGAACGAUCGUGUGAAGAAAGGUGGAUCCUAUAUGUGCCAUAAGUCCUAUUGCUAUAGGUAUCGCUGUGCGGCUCGAAGCCAGAACACGCCGGAUAGCUCAGCAUCCAACCUGGGAUUCCGUUGUGCAGCAGACCACCUGCCCACUACAGACUGACAGCCAAGAGGAGCCUUUCCAGAUCCCAGGAGUUGUCUGUAACUUGCAGCUGGCGUCUCCCCGACCUCAGAACUGAUCUUGUGUAACAUAUUCCCACCGGAGGAGAGUUACAUGUCUGCCCAGUGGCCAAAGGAACCGUCAUGUGUGACCAAAUUGCUGACAUGUGUCAGUGCUUGUGCUUUAGUGUGGUGCAUCUUUGGGGAUCAUCGCCAUGUUUUACUUUGAGCGCCUUUAGAAGAGGAAGGAGAGAGCCGAGAACUAUGGAGUCCUGCCCGUCCUCUGCCUCAGUGUUAGACCCUGGGGCCCAGCACUUCAUCUCCCUGGGCCUCUGUCCCCUCAUCAAAUGAGGGAAUGGACAACAUGAUCUCUGAGGCUCUCUCUAACUCGCAGCUUCUAUGUGCACUAGCAGACUGUAUUGUGACUGCAUAGUGAGAAUUUAUGACAGAUUUAUUUUUAGCUAUUUUUUUUGCCAUGUGUGAAUCUUGGGUAAUACUAAUCAUAUAAGGUGAGAGUUAUCUUAUGUAUUAUUGUCUGUAAAGGGCGGGGUUUGUGUCUUUUGUAUUCAUACUGCACUUUGUUCUUUCAAGGAAAUCAGUGUCUUUUACAUUGUUGUGACAAAUCUCAUGUGGGCCAGUGAGGGGACACUCCAGUUCAGAGUUCUGGACACACAGCAAUGUCUGCAGAGUGACUCUUCUGUCAUUUAUCUUUUAACAUUAAGUGCCUUUGGCUCAGAGGGACAGUUUGAAGCCCUGUUUCCCCUUCAACCUCCAAGCCUUCAGAGAAUGUGAACUGUGUACUAAUUAGGGAAACCAUUGAAUGCUAAGUACAGGGGGUAAAGAAUCAGGGCCCUGAAUACGCUGCAUUCAGGGUAUCCAGUCUAUUAUACUGGAGAGAUGGGAAAUCUUGUUGACUUUGAGAUAUCAGAUGCUUUGAAUCAUGCACUAUGUCAAAUAAACUGAUACCU